AUGGGGAUAUUCUAUUGUGAUAAAAAAAGUGGUGUGGCUAAUAAUGUCUGGAAUGGAAUAAAGAGUCAUAUACAGAAUUAUACACCACAGGGGCUGGAACUGGACGAGAUCCACAUGCUGCAGCAAAAGAGAAUUCUAGAUUGCCCUUUACUACUCGCUGCCAAAGAGAAUGAUGUGGCAGCUAUUAAGAAGAUGCUUGAUUGCCCAUCUAAUGAUUUAUACACCAGAGGAGCUGUUGGUGAGACUGCACUCCAUGUGGCCGCUUUGCAUGACAGCCUGGAAGCAGCCAAAAUACUGCUAGAUGAAGCCCCAGAUCUUGUUAAUCAGCCCAUGACCUCUGAUCUUUAUGAAGGAGAGACUGCUUUACACAUUGCUGUCGUCAAUCAGAAUAUGAACUUAGUGCAGCAGUUGAUUGAGAGAGGAGCAGACGUCUGCUCACCUCGUGCCACUGGAACUUUCUUCUCUCUAUGCCCCAAUAAUCUAUUCUAUUUUGGUGAGCAUAUCUUGUCAUUUGCUGCCUGUGUAGGGCAUGAAGGAAUUGUGCGUCUAAUUAUAGAGAAUGGAGCCAAUAUAAGAGCCCAGGACUCAUACGGGAACACUGUGCUUCACAUUCUUGCCCUUCAGCCCAACAAGACAUUCUCCUGUCAGAUGUAUGACCUUAUUCUGUCAUAUGACCGUGGAGAACAUGAGUUACCACUACAGAUGAUUCCUAACCAUACUGGUCUCACACCAUUAAAACUGGCAGCUGUUGAAGGCAACACUGUGAUGUUCCAGCAUUUGAUACACAAGAAAAGGCAUAUCCAGUGGAAUUUUGGUCCUAUUAACUCCAUUUUGUAUGACCUUUCUGGAAUAGAUUCCUGGGGAGAGGAUCAGUCUGUCUUAGAAUUAGUGGUGUCCUCCAAAAAAAGAGAGGCUCGUCACAUUUUGGACCUCACCCCUGUGAAGGAGCUAGUCAGUCUCAAAUGGCGAAACUGUGGACGUCCUUAUUUCUGGAUCCUGGCAGCUCUUUAUGUCCUCUACAUGAUCUGUGUGACAGUGUGUUGUAUCUACAGACCUCUCAAACCAGUUGCAAUUAAACCAAAUAAUUCCCGCGAUAUAACCAUCUUUAUGCAAAAGCCACUACAUGAAUCAUACAUGACUUAUGAAGAUGAUUUGCGUCUUGUUGGAGAGUUAAUAAGCGUGAUUGGAGCAAUCAUUAUAUUACUUCUAUUGAUUCCUGACCUACUGAGAGUUGGCGCCACCAGAUAUUUUGGACAAACGGUUCUUGGAGGUCCUUUCCAUAUUAUCAUAAUUCUUUUUGCCUGUAUGGUGCUAGCGACACUAGUUCUGAGGCUGACCAGCAGUGAUGGAGAGGUUGUCCCCAUGUCUUUUGCUCUAGUGCUCGGAUGGUGCUAUGUCAUGUACUUCACCAGGGGAUUUCAGAUGCUUGGCCCUUUCACCAUCAUGAUUCAAAAGAUGAUUUUUGGUGACCUGUUGCGCUUUUGUUGGCUUAUGGCUGUGGUCAUUCUUGGCUUUGGUGCAGCUUUCUAUGUGAUAUUCCAGACCGAGGAUUCGAAUGAGCUGGGGCAGUUUAUGUCUUACCCCAUGUCGCUCUUCAGCACAUUUGAACUGUUUCUCACUGUUGUUGACGGGCCAGCAAAUUACCAAGUGGACCUGCCAUUCAUGUACAGUGUCAUGUACUCUGCAUUUGCAAUAUUUGCUGCACUGCUAAUGCUUAAUCUUCUGAUAGCCAUGAUGGGCGACACACAUUGGAGAGUAGCGCAUGAAAGAGACGAGUUGUGGCGGGCUCAGGUGGUAGCUACCACUAUCAUGCUCGAGAGGAAGUUGCCGCAAUGUCUCUGGCCUCGCUUGGGAACUUGUGGAAAGGAUUAUGGCCUGGGAGACAGCUGGUUUCUUCGAGUGGAGGAACGUAAGGACAUAGAUAAACGCAAGGUUCAGCGAUAUGUGCAAGCUUUCCAGGACUGUUGUGAUGAUGAUGAGGACCAAGACAAGCAUGAGGAGAAAGAGAUUUCACAUCACCCCCACAGUGAAGAACCACCAGCAGAAUCCUCUAACUUUACUCGAAAAUUGUCAGUGAGUACCUCAAGCAGAGGAUGGAAAGUGCUUCGGAAUGCAUCUACUGUAAAACUUCAGGGCAAAGUCAACUACGCCCUAGAUAUAGAUGAACAAGUUUAUGAAGUGUGA
Messenger RNA from Bombina bombina (fire-bellied toad), 2184 nucleotides. Its product is annotated as transient receptor potential cation channel subfamily V member 6-like. The transcript is spliced from 15 exons. The record is from RefSeq and is a predicted model, not a curated record. Gene Ontology annotation, cellular component: membrane. Gene Ontology annotation, biological process: calcium ion import across plasma membrane. The coding region runs from base 1 to 2184 and encodes 727 amino acids. Gene Ontology annotation, molecular function: protein binding; calcium channel activity. NCBI's taxonomy places the organism in Eukaryota, Metazoa, Chordata, Amphibia, Anura, Bombinatoridae.